AUGAUGGAAGAGAUCUAUGAUGUCAGGCCAGAAAAGUUCAACGAGGCACUUAAAUCUUAUCUUAAAUCAACUAACAAAGUGGUUCCUAUAAAAGACCAUGAUAUCAUGAAGACGGGAGAAGGACGGGAGCAAGCACCUAUUGAUGAAGACUGGUAUUUCACGAGAAUGGCCUCUAUUGUGAGGCAGAUAUCUAUAAGGGGCACAGUUACUCCCGAGUAUCUUGCAAAUAAAUAUGGUUCCUCCAAAAACAGAGGAUGCCGUCCCAGCAAGUAUGUUGGUGCUUAUCCAGAAAUAGGGAUCUCUGUACUCGAGAAUCUAAAGAACAUGGGGUGGAUAAACGAUCAUCCUCAGGACAUGCUCACAGAAAAGGGAAAAACCGUUGUCAAGGAGAUUAUUGAAAAAGUUCGGGAAUAA
Molecule: messenger RNA, 414 nt
Organism: Encephalitozoon intestinalis ATCC 50506
Lineage: Eukaryota; Fungi; Microsporidia; Unikaryonidae
Product: 40S ribosomal protein S19
Exons: 1
Coding region: 1-414 (137 amino acids)
Biological process (GO): translation; ribosomal small subunit assembly
Cellular component (GO): ribosome; cytosolic small ribosomal subunit
Molecular function (GO): structural constituent of ribosome; RNA binding
Source: RefSeq, a predicted model, not a curated record